AAUCGAUCGAAGGCAACAAAUUAGCCAAUUACAGGUAAAGGGGGGCGGGCCGUUCACCGAGUUAAAGUUCAAAUAUUCAUAAACUGACUCGCCGGUAAGCAUCGUAAAAAUGGAUAUAAAAGGAUUAUUUGUUCGUUUAAAAAGGAAGACUGACACUGACGGGAGCAAGCAGGAAGUAGCGGCAGCGCCACACACGCAGCAGCAGCGAGACCUUCCUGCCUGGAAACGUGAGUAAUAAUGCCGACAUCGUGAACAACAAUACAUUACCGCUGCUUCAUGGUAACAUUACAGCUGCGAGGAACAAAGGCAGCUUCAUUCUGCUCCUGGUGCUCCCUACCUGCUGUACAUCCUCCUCUAGCAUGAACGUUUACUUCGGUGUGACCGUUGGUUCGGUGUUUGUGGUCAUUCCUGCCAACACUCCCGUUUUUCCCGGGACUCUCCCGUAUUUCAGACCUAUCUCCCGCCCUCUUCCCGUUUUGUCAUUUCUCUCGGGAAUCUCCCGUAGUUUGAUGAUCCACGUUAAUUUAUGAAUAUUUGUCCAAAGUUUCAGGUUGUCAGACAACUUUAGAUAGUCCUGUAUUUCUGCUGAGGCUCACAGACACUGGAUUGAUACCUUUACUGAACAAUCUGGGAUGAUUCUGGUCGGUUUAAACUGUAAACUAUAUUUAAGCAUCGUUUGUUGCAAAAUGAACGCUUUAAUGAAAGGAAAACAAACCUGAGAUAUAAUAUUUACGUUCAUAAUCUUGCACUGUGUCAGAGUGAUGCGCUCAGGGCAGCCUCAGAUAAAAGAGUGCUGUAUUUUACGCACAGAUGGCCAGAGUAGGGCCCGACGGAUAUGGAUUUUUCGGGGCCGAUACCGAUUGUUAGGGUGGGGGUUAUCCGAUUAAUCGACCGAUUUUUUUAUUUUUUAUGAAGUUAUUAAAAUAUAUAUAUGUAGGAGAAUCUCUUUAUACAUUUAGGUUAAGAAAUAUAGAGUAAUUAUCUUUUAGUAAGAAGCUACAAAUAAUCUAGGUUGGCCUGCUCCUGCAGCCCCACGACCCUGAGAUUGUAAGCAAGGCUGUCUUGCAGGAGCCCGAACUAUCUGUCUGUUGGAACAUUUAAUCUCUGCCAGGGUCAAGACGAACCUAAACAAAGUGUCGUGGGGCAGACAUGUCAUCAUGGGCAGCCCUCUGCACAUACACAUACACAAACACACACACACACACACCUAACAGCAUGAAAGAGAGUAGAAGAAAAGCUAGGGAGGCUUCCUUCGGUCUUGGUCGAGACUCUGUUUAUCAUCUGUACCGAUUUCUACAUCUGUACAAUAAAGACGCCCAGGCUGUUCUUCAGAUCUCAUCCUGUCUCCUGUGCAUUGUUUAUGCUGGAUUUUCCACAACAUAUACUGUAGAUAUACUAUAGGCUACUGCUCUUCACGCCAACAGGAAGGCUGACUGACUGACUUACCAUCGUACAAGGUAGCCUCAAAACUAACCCGGCAUGCGCUGUAAAAGUCUUCUGGAUCUUGUAACCCAAAUGUUGGCAGGUAUGUGUGUGGCCCUGCUCUCUGAAUGCCCCCGGCCUCUGUUUUAUUGAUAAUAAAUGAGCACUUCAGUCACUACUGUUUUUUGUUUGUUUUAUAUCUAUAUUUAUUUGAAGAUGAAAUGCCUCUUGUUACUGAGAGAAAAUAACAUUUCAAUAUAGUAGGAGUGUCCACGGAGCUCUCGUUAAGCCUGAAGCAGAUAAAAUACAGGUUUAAAGAAGUGUGCCCCCCUGAAAAAAUGUAAUGCCCCCUCUCUUAUUUGUCUCUGCAGCCAGGUGAGUGUGAACCUGCAGAGCUGGACGUCUCUCUGAUGAGGAUGAAAGAUGUUUGUUGCUGCCCGAAAGCACCAGACCUUUCUACCGCGAGGGGUCUGGACUGGGAGAGACCCUGAACGCCACUUGUAAAUCGGCUAAGGUACCUGUUUUAUUUUGCCUCAGCUGAGCAGGGGGCCAUUAAGUUUUGGGCCACACUGAACCCGAGCGACGAUACCGGCCUGUAACAGAGGUUAAAUAUUCCUUUGCCAGCUUUAAAUAAGGUGUCAGGUGCAUUUUGUUUACAGUGUGGGUCCACAUUUUGAAGAUUGCAAUUUAUAAACUGUGUUUUGAACAUGAAACAUGUAAGUAAACGUUCUAAGAUGCUAGCAUAACCGUUUUAUUGUUUUAUUGGAGAGUUAAGUCAAUUUUACGACUUUAUUUGUGGUUUAUUUGCUAACUGUUGAGGUGCAAAGGUACUUGAAUCUACAUGAGAGAAGCUAUUAUAAAUACUUACCUGACAAGUUUUAUUUUUCUUUUAAUUCUAGAGUUUAAAGGAUAUUUAGAGUUUAUUUUAAAUACAUGUUAAAGAACCCAGGGCUCUGCUCUGACGCGUAUAGGGAGCAAGAGCGCUACCCAAGUUACGUCUUUAUCAGGUACGUCCUUGCUUAUUUCAGCAAGAUCAUGUUGAGACAUGUUCUGCACAUGUUACGACAGCACGGGGAAAAGAGUCCGGGUAUGAGACUCAUACUGAAUGUCGUAAAAAGGAAACGUGACGCAACACAGCAGUAAACAUGUCCCAGAUUUUUGGGAACAUGUUGUAGUAUCCGAUUUCAAAUGAGUGAAUAUUUCUUUAAAAACAAUCAAGUUUAUCAGUUUGAACUGUCAAUAUCUUGUCCUAGUCCAGAUAUUCAAUAUAGAUGGACAAAGAUUUGCAAAUCAUUUUGUUUUAAUUCAUUUAUUCACGCCGUGUCUUAAAUCAUCUGGAAUUGGAGUUUAUAUUUGACCGCAGCAGAGUUGAAGUUAUUAUGUGGAAGUGAGGAACAGAAACCACCCAGGAUGAGGGUGUGGAAACGGAAACAUGAAAACCUCUUUGUCGUCAGAGCUUAAUUCCCGUUUGCUUCUCCAAAAUGUGAGAGUACAGUUUAUAAGGAGGAACUCUGAAAUUUGAUGACACAGCGAAAGGAAUAUCCUGUUUCAUGCACAAUAAAUAAUGCAACAGGUCCAUUUCUCCUUUCGUUGAGCUUGUUACGAGUGAAUAGCAGCAUCUUCGUUUGACUGCAGUUACACAGACGGUAAGUCCACUUUCAGAUUUUCAUGAUUAAUUAUUGCUCUGUGAUUUAGAUUCAUUUCUAGAAAUAAAAACAUGACUGAUAAUGUUCCCUCUGAAGAGGUUUGGCUUACCUGGCUGAUGCAAAGUCAAAAUUUUGAAUUUGACAUGCAAGUUAAUCGUAAUUAGUCUUUUGACUGAUUUUGUUUUUCUUUAAUUUUCGAGUUUCCCAUAAAUAUCCUGAUUAUCGGAUCAUCACAGUAUUUUACAGCCACGAUGAUUGUAAUUGAAAAAUCUGAUAUCUUUACAGCCCGACUGAAACCGCAUCAUUGUCAGGAUGGAUCCAAUGGAGAUCGAUGACGGCAUACACACAAAGUGGGACCUCAUGAAGGAAGGCCUCAUCACCGGCGGUAUGAUAUCAACCUUAAAAGAAAAGAGUUUAGAGUACCAACAUAAGAAUUGUUAUCUAUGUGGAGUGUAAAACUAACUUUUUCGAUCAUGUUUGGGAAGUUCAUGGGUUAAUUGUUGUUUUCAGAUUUGGAGAUUUACUUUUUCAACACUCAAAUUCGGAUAAAAAGGAACCUUGUCUCUAAGCAAACGUGUGAAUUGUUGUCUGACUUUUCAUUUUGUAGAUCUGCAGAAAAGAAAAUCCCCCUACAGAUGUCUUUCUGUGGGUCUUGGAUUACUGUGUGCUGUCCUGUUGCUUGGAAAUGUAGCACAACUCAUCUACUGUAAGUUUUUUUUUUUUUUUAAACAUAAAUUUUGAGGCAUUAAACUACUAAGUGGUCUUUGAAAGCCCCUCUCUCUAUCUCACAGGUAAGAGCUCUGGAGCUUUAACCACAGAGACAGAAAAGUUUGAAGCCCGACUGAGUAACCUGACGACUAAGAAAGACCAGCUACAGCAAAACUACAACUCCCUUAAAGAAGAGAGAGAUCGGCUGCAGAUGAAUAACACUGACACGCGGAAGAAUUACGACGACCUACGGAGAGAAAAAGACGACCUACAGACCAAGUUCAGCACUUUGACAGCAAACAGAGACGAGUUACAGAGGAAGUACUCCUCUCUGACACUGGACAAGGACCAGUUGCAGUUACGCUUGAAUAAUUUAACUCUGGACAAGAAUCAUCUUCAGACCAGAUACAAUUCUCUCUGGAUAAACAACACAGCUUUGCAGACACAGUUUUCUGAUCUGCAAAGGGAAAACGAUCAGCUGAAGACUAAUUACAGCAAUUUGACAACAGUCAAAGAUCAGUUACAGCAGGAACUCAACAGCCUAAAAUGUAAGAUAUCCCUCUCUUGUAAGUUGAACUGAUUUUCUGUACAGUGUUCUGGCAUUUAUAUCCUGUUUGUGAUAUUCUGUUCUGGUUCAUGUUUUCGAUCUGCAGCCCCUUGCCGUGAGGGAGGCUGGAAGAAGUUUGGCACCAGCUGUUACUACGCUUCAAGUACGAAGAAAAACUGGUGGUCCAGCAGAACUGACUGCACCAGUAAAGGAGCUGAUCUGGUUAUCAUUAAUAGCGAAGAGGAAAAGGUACGCGAGUAAAGAAGUCAGUGAGUGUGUAAUUUAAAGCUAAAAAAAACAUCUGUAAUUAGAUUUGAGCAACUAAAGAGAGGUUCCUGACCAACAUCAACGUCCAAAAUAUGUUAAAAAAUUGGAUUUAAUUGAGGGAAACAAAAAGGAGCAAUAACGGAUUUACCAGGAAGAUGAGGAUGUGUUUUCAUCAUCCCUGUCUGUGUGUCAUGAUUACAGGUGUUUGUCAGUGAGCUGGUGACACCAGGAGCAAAUACCUGGAUCGGUCUGACUGACGAUGUUACAGAGGGGACUUGGAUGUGGGUGGAUGGGACCCCCGCCACAACUACGUAAGCUUUUAAUUGAUUACUUAAUGUAUUAAAAGGCUAAUUUAUGUUACAUUACUAUUCUAAGUUUUGCACAGGAAUAGAAUAUCUGUAUGACAUUUUUAUGAGAGUAAAUCUGUGCGCAAAUAUACCCUGGCCACCUCUAACGGUGUCAGAGCCCCCUCAGUCAAAAAAGUCUGAGCACACCCCUGCAAACUUCAACCUCUGCUGCAGAAUGACAGUAAAACAGACACUUGUACCAGUUAGAGGAGGAUAACAGGCAGAUGGAGCAUGAUAUACAUGAGAGAAGUUAGAAAGUGAGUGAUUUGAUGUAUUUGAGGAGUUGUUCAUGGAUGUUGAUUUCUCUUCUCAUCAGGUACUGGGAGGACGGGCAGCCCAACAGCAUGGGGGGGAACCAGGACUGUGGAGAGAUGGUGCAGAGAGGAGAGUGGAACGAUGAUAAGUGUACUGUUGAAAACAUCUAUAUCUGUGAGACCUCUCUGUAAUCUAUAAACUCUGUAAAUUAGAAGUUAAUGAUCAAAGUUCAUGCUUGUCCCCUCAAGACAGAAAACUGAGGGAAACGAAGAAGAAGUAACCAACUGCCAGGGUGCUAGCUAAAGCAGCUUUCUUAGAGAUAAUUCAGCAGUUUUUAAAAGUGAUUUUCAAGAUUUACUGUAUUUUCUUAAACAACUUCAAACUUGUGCCUCUCUGGGAUACUAACUAAUUAUACAUUUAUACUUUGUAACUGCAAGUUUAACCGUUUUCAUUUAGCUCUGUGAUUUAAGAUCCACCAGGAUUAAAGGAAUAAAAGCAACCUUAAGAAUAUUUCAAAAUAAAAGCAUGAUGAGCAACCAUUUAAUGAGGCAAUACUGUUACACUGUUUAAUGGAUAUGAUACUUCAAUUAAUAACUGUUUUCAAUUAUGUAGUACAAACUGCAUAAGCACAUGUUUUGUAAGAUGAUUGUACAACACACUGGUGAUUAAAUAAUAAAGAUCAAUUUCAAAUAAA
Molecule: messenger RNA, 5886 nt
Organism: Xyrichtys novacula (pearly razorfish)
Lineage: Eukaryota; Metazoa; Chordata; Actinopteri; Labriformes; Labridae
Source: the annotation of a GenBank genome assembly